Messenger RNA from Didymodactylos carnosus, 945 nucleotides. Lineage: Eukaryota; Metazoa; Rotifera; Eurotatoria; Philodinida; Philodinidae. The record is from the annotation of a GenBank genome assembly.
AUGGAUCCCAAGUUAUUCUCAACAGCCAGUGUUAAAAACUGGUUAUCAAAAUUCAUGGAACAAGAUAUUGUGAAGAAAUUUGAGGAGAAUUAUGCUGAUGUAAAUAUCGAUGAUAAUGAUGAUUCUACACCAGUUUUUAUUCCGUCACUACUACUGACACCAUUGUUUGCUUCUGAUGAACCGGUCAGUAUGGACGAUUUACGAAAAAUUUACACACGUUUUCUAUUGCAAUUGAGAGAAGAGUACAUUAUACAACAACAUGUAAUUCAACUGAUUAGCAAUCAUAUCAGUUCGUUAAUCAGUAAGAUUUCAAGUUUAAUACAACAAGAAGCAAAAAAUGUAUUGAAAAUUUUUUUGUAUAAUUAUUAUUAUCAAAAUAUGGCGAAACAUUAUGGUGCAAAAUCGCAGUUAUGUACAAUCCAUCUUCAUUUACAUCUCAAAGUACAACUGUUGAAAUAUGGUUCAUUAUCACUAACGUCGUGUUUUCCCCGCGAAGAUUAUUUGAGAAAUUCAUUAAAAUGGUGUCAAGUUAAAAAAUAUGUCUUAGAACAAUUUAUUCCAUGGUAUUUGGUUGAUCGUACAUUACGUCGAACUAAUGAAUUAAGUAUUAAUGACUUAUUUUUCGCCGAGAACUUUGACGAAAGAUAUUUAAACAACAAAAUUAUUCAAACGUAUGAAGACAAAUUAACUGCUUGUCUAAUGAAAAAAAAUGUCGAUCCAACAAGAACAACAAUAAUUUAUUAUGCUCGUUAUUGUCGUGGUGUUAGAAAAUUCCACUGUAGAGCCUAUGCACGAAGGGGUGAUACUAUUAGUUAUUAUGUAUCAAUAUCAAACCCAACAUGUUCAGCACAACGAACAACAUACUUUGAUGAAGUUUUAUAUUAUUUACAAAUGUCUGGAAGUUAUUAUGCAUUAAUAAAAAAAUAUGAUUGUAUGGAAUACUAA